GCCGCCCGGGCCCCGCGCCAGGGCGCACACGCUCCUGCCCCCCCACCCGGCCCGGGCGGGAGUUUGCACCUCUCCCUGCCCGGGUGCUCGGGCCGCCGCUGCAAAGCCAACUUUGGAAAAAGUUUUUUGGGGGAGACUUGGGCUUCGAGGUGCCCGGCUCUGCGCUUUCCGAUUUUGGAGGCCUUUCCAGAAAAUGUUGCAAAAAAGCUAAGCCGGCGGGCAGAGGAAAACGCCUCUAGCCGGCGAGUGAAGGCAAACCAUCGACUGUCGUGUUCCUCUUGGAGGUUGGAGUCCCCUGGGCGCCCCCACACGGCUAGACGACUUGGCUGGUUCGCGACGCAGCCCCCCGGCCGUGGAUGCUCGCUCGGGCUCGGGAUCCGCCCAGGUAGCGGCCUCGGACCCAGGUCCUGCGCCCAGGUCCUCCCCAGUCCCCCAGCGACGGAGCCGGGGCCGGGGGCGGCGGCGCCCGGGGGCCAUGCGGGUGAGCCGCGGAGGCGGCUGCAGCGGCCUGAGCGCCUGAUCGCCGCGGACCGGAGCCGAGCCCACACCCCUCCCCAGCCCCCCACCCUGGCCGCGGGGGCGGCGCGCUCGGUCUACGCGUCCGGGGCCCCGCAGGGCCGGGCCCGGAGUCGGCAUGAAUCGUUGCUGGGCGCUCUUGCUGUCUCUCUGCUGCUACCUGCGUCUGGUCAGCGCCGAGGGGGACCCCAUUCCCGAGGAGCUCUAUGAGAUGCUGAGUGACCACUCGAUCCGCUCCUUCGAUGACCUCCAGCGCCUGCUGCAUGGAGACUCCAUAGGUGAGGAUGGGCCUGAGAUGGACCUGAAUAUGACCCAGUCCCAUUCUGGAGGCGAGCCAGAGAGCUUAUCUCGCGGGAGAAGGAGCCUGGGUUCCCCAACAGUUGCCGAGCCAGCCAUGAUUGCUGAAUGCAAGACACGCACUGAAGUGUUCCAGAUCUCCCGGGGCCUCGUAGACCGCAGCAAUGCCAACUUCCUGGUGUGGCCGCCCUGCGUGGAGGUGCAGCGCUGCUCCGGCUGCUGCAACAACCGCAAUGUGCAGUGUCGCCCCACCCAGGUGCAGCUGCGGCACGUACAGGUGAGAAAGAUCGAGAUCGUGCGGAAGAAGCCAGUCUUUAAGAAGGCCACGGUGACACUGGAGGACCACCUGGCAUGCAGGUGUGAGACAGUGGUGGCUGCUCGGCCUGUGACCCGAAGCCCUGGGGGUUCCCAGGAGCAGCGAGCCAAGACGCCCCAAAUGCGGAUGGCCACUCGGACCGUGGUAGUCCGCCGGCCCCCCAAGGGGAAGCACCGGAAAUUCAAGCACACACAUGACAAGAAGGCACUGAAGGAGACCCUCGGAGCCUAGGGGCAUCGGCAGGAGAGUGUGGGCAGGGUUAUUUAACAUGGUAUUUGCUGUAUUGCCCCCAUGGGGUCCUUGGAGUGAUAAUAUUGUUCCCUUCGUCCGUCUGUCUCGAUGCCUGAUUCGGACGGCCAAUGGUGCUCCCCCACCCCUCCACGCGACCGUCAUCCUUCCAUCAGCGGGUCUCCUACAGCGGCCUCCGGCAUCUGGUCCAGCAGCUCAAGAAGUAAAAGAAGGACUGAACUCCAUCUUCCUCCCUUGACCUGAAGAAUAUGGGAUUAGUGCAAGAGAGACUGAUGGGGUCGCUAUUUGGGGGAAGGGGCUCCCCUCCCCCUCGCCUGGUUCGGGCCACACCCGGGCUCUGUGGACUGGCCUGAGGAGCCCUGCACGUGCCCCUGAGGACCUCUCAGCAUGGCCUGCCUGUCCCUGGGCCCCUUACCAGCUCUGAGGGGAACACCUCCAGGCAGGUUGGGGUACCUCCUACUCCUAUGGCUGAGGCCAUGUGGGGGAGCACAGACUGGAGGAAACCCCCUCCCGCAGGGCCCAGACCUACCAGUCACCUCCUCACCUGGUCGCCUCUGCUCACAGUGGCUUCUUUUCAUUUUACAUGUAUGAAGUCCUUGAAGAUGUGGACUCCUCUGGGCAGGUAUGGCCAGAGCAUCAGGUGGCCAGUUGCCCUCAUGCGGGUUAGGGAUGAAGUUUGCUCUUGAGGGGGACAUCGAUGGCAACCUGGGCAUCCCCUGCCUCCUCCCCCCUCCCCCCUCUCCACUGUGAUCCUCUUCUUUCCCUAUUUCAUUUCACUUCUCUACCUCCACUCUGCGUUUUCCUCUUGUCCUGGUCCUUCAAUCUGCUUCACCAAGGGACUCUUGGACCCCUUAUUGAGGCCUCCAAAUGACCCCAGUCACUCCUCCCUGGGGCAGAAGACCAGGGGCCAGGUCAGCAGGGGACCUGCCCAUCGUAUUCCAACCCAGCCAAAACUGCCACGUAAGGUUGCGCAGGAUGUGUACUGCACAAGGGCACUGCACGUGGGAAGCACGGUUCACGCCAUAGAUACGGUGGAUUUGUAUAUUUUUAUGGCAGUUUCUGGCAGAUGUACAUGAAAUGUCUGGGAAAGGGAUCCUUUUGCUGAUUCACACAAAGGCUUCGUGUGCACUGGCUGUGUCCCUGACUGGAGUGGUCAGAUAGGAGUGAGCCCGUGGUGGAGGGUGGGGGACAACACUGUUGUCCAUCUGGCCUCCAUUUCCCAGAGUCGUAGCUGCAGCAAUCACCCUUGAGGCAGGCAUGAGAAACCCAGGAGGGGGUCUCCAUGGGAGGGGCAGCUCCUCCCGUCCCGCCCCCUCCCUGCUUGCACACUCCCCCAUCUUAGAUCCUUUCUCGAGUCCCAUCUCUGAUGGCUCCUCCCAGGAUACCAGCUCAUGGGCUGGGAGUGGGGGAGAGAAGGGGGGACCCCAGAGCCCCCUAGGGGGGGUGGGGUCUGAGCUCCCACCUCCCUUUCCACCUUCCGUUGCCCUUCCCUACCCCCUUCCAAAACCUGCUUCCUUCCGUUUGUAAAGUCGGUGAUUAUAUUUUUGGGGGCUUUCCUUUUAUUUUUUAAAUGUAAAAUUUAUUUAUAUUCCGUAUUUAAAGUUGUAAAAAAAAUAACCACAAAACAAAACCAAAUGAAUCCGC
Cynocephalus volans (Philippine flying lemur) is the source of this 3022-nucleotide messenger RNA. RefSeq names its product platelet derived growth factor subunit B (gene PDGFB). Gene Ontology annotation, cellular component: membrane. Gene Ontology annotation, biological process: positive regulation of protein autophosphorylation; positive regulation of cell population proliferation; positive regulation of cell migration. The transcript has 7 exons. NCBI's taxonomy places the organism in Eukaryota, Metazoa, Chordata, Mammalia, Dermoptera, Cynocephalidae. The coding region runs from base 635 to 1360 and encodes 241 amino acids. The record is from RefSeq and is a predicted model, not a curated record. Gene Ontology annotation, molecular function: growth factor activity; platelet-derived growth factor receptor binding.